Molecule: messenger RNA, 3190 nt
Organism: Olea europaea var. sylvestris
Lineage: Eukaryota; Viridiplantae; Streptophyta; Magnoliopsida; Lamiales; Oleaceae
Product: phosphatidylinositol 4-phosphate 5-kinase 9-like
Exons: 11
Coding region: 488-2986 (832 amino acids)
Biological process (GO): phosphatidylinositol metabolic process
Molecular function (GO): ATP binding; 1-phosphatidylinositol-4-phosphate 5-kinase activity
Source: RefSeq, a predicted model, not a curated record
AAUUAAUAUUUUAAAGGUGGUUUCAGUUGCAGUCACAUUUUAGUUCUUGGGAUUCGUUUUGCUUGGAUUUCAUUUCUCCUUUUCGCAGAAUCGAAUCCAUCAAAACUCAAAAGCACGACACAAAAUUACUGAAAAAGGAAAACAUCUCAUUCCACCUCUGUUCGUGACUCUGUAUUUGUCUCCUCUUUCUUUGGAUAUUCAAGGUUGUGUGUGUAAUUUUUAACAGCUGUCGCCUGUCUGAGAGGGAGAAAGGAAACCUGGCAAGCGGACUUUAACUUUGUACGUGAACAAUCCAUCUCUUGGAACACGUGGCUUUUGUUAAAUUUUGUGUUUUGCGAUCGAGCUUUUAUGCCCAAAAGACACAACUGGUGGUGUUUAUGUCUACUUCCAAAGGAUUGAAAACAGGAAAUCUAGAUUGUUCUAGCUCAUGAGGACAUUCAUGUGAUUUCGAUUUGUUCUUGCAACUGAUAACUUUUUGGCAUUAUGCAUGUCUGGCCCUGUGUCCAUCGUUGAUGGUGUUGAAAGGGUACUAUCAUUAUCAGAUAGAACAAGAUAUCUUGAUACCACAUUAUCUAGUGACAUAGGGUACUGCACUGGAUUAAAUGGGGAGAUUAGUCAUCCUUCUUCUGAAACUACUGGCUUUAGAUUGGGAGAGAACUUAUUACCCAAUGGGGAAUCUUAUUCUGGAUCCCUACUGGGCAAUAUACCUGAGGGUUUGGGGAGCUAUGUAUGGUCAAGUGGUUGCAAGUAUGAGGGUGAGUGGAGAUACGGGAUGAGGAAUGGAUAUGGAAAACUUCUAUGGCCAUCUGGUGCUCUUUAUGAAGGUGAAUUUUCAAGUGAUUACAUGCAUGGCACUGGAACAUAUACUAGACCUGACAAUAUGACCUAUAAGGGUCGGUGGAGGUUAAAUGUCAAACAUGGUUUGGGAUAUCAGAUAUUUCCUAAUGGAGAUAUAUUUGAAGGUUCGUGGAUUCAGGGAACCCCGGAAGGACCUGGUAAGUAUACAUGGGCUAAUGGAAAUUUGUAUUUGGGUAAUAUGAAGGGGGGAAAGAUGUCAGGCAAGGGAACUCUUACUUGGACCAAUGGAGACUCUUUUGAAGGAAGCUGGUUUAAUGGCAUGAUGCAUGGAUUUGGAAUAUACAUGUGGAGCAACGGUGACUGCUAUGUUGGAACUUGGACAUGGGGCCUGAAGGAUGGAAAAGGAACGUUCUAUCCAAACGGAAGCAGGCUUCCAGCUGUCCAGCAAUUAUACCUCAAUGCUUUGAGAAAACGAGGGUUGCUUCCAGAUUUGAGAAGACAGAAUCAAGUUUCCCAUAUUCAUCAUGCUACCUCAGUAGAUAUGGAAGAUGUCAAGGUUGGUGGGAACCGAGGUUCCAAUCGUAAUCCAUCUGAUAAGAUCUCCAAGGGAAACUUAUUAAAUAUUGAACAAUCUCGCACACCAAACGUUUCUCUGGAAAGACGCUGGAGUCUAGAAGUAUCCAUUGAGAAAGUUAUUGGACAUGAUUUUUCUAGCAUAUCCGAGUCUGUCUUAGAAGGUGGAGACAAUGAGGAUGACACAAAUCCUCCAAUCUUGGAAAGAGAAUACAUGCAAGGGGUCCUAAUCAGUGAGCUUGUAUUAAGCAAUCGUUUUUCACCAUCAUCCAGAAGAGCAAAAAGGAGGCAAAAGAAACUUACAAGGGAGAUAAAAAAGCCAGGAGAACAAAUUAUUAAAGGCCAUAGGAGUUAUGAUUUGAUGCUAAGUCUACAGCUUGGGAUCAGGUAUACUGUGGGGAAAAUUACUCCGAUACACAGGCGAGAAGUUAGGGCUACUGAUUUUGGUCCUCGUGCGAGCUUUUGGAUGAAUUUUCCUAAAGAAGGGUCACAAUUGACGCCUCCACAUCAGUCGGAGGAUUUCAGGUGGAAAGAUUAUUGCCCAAUGGUCUUCAGGAAUCUGAGAGAGAUGUUUAAGAUUGAUGCUGCUGAUUACAUGAUGUCCAUAUGUGGAAAUGAUGCUCUCAGGGAACUUUCUUCUCCUGGGAAAAGUGGCAGUGUCUUUUUCCUGUCUCAAGAUGAUCGUUUCAUGAUCAAGACACUGCGAAAAUCUGAAGUUAAGGUUCUGCUUCGGAUGCUUCCAGACUAUCAUCGCCAUGUACGCACAUAUGAGAACACACUCAUAACUAAAUUUUUUGGUCUUCACAGGAUUAAACCUUCUAGUGGUCAAAAGUUUCGUUUUGUGGUAAUGGGAAAUGUGUUCUGCACAGAGUUAAGGAUUCAUCGAAGGUUCGAUUUGAAAGGUUCUUCAUUAGGACGUUCUGCAGCUAAGGUUGAAAUCGACGAAAACACCAUUCUUAAGGACCUAGAUUUAAAUUACUGCUUUUAUUUGGAACCUUCUUGGCAAGAUGCCCUCUUACGGCAGAUUGAAAUAGACAGCAAAUUCUUGGAAGCACAGCACAUAAUGGAUUACAGUCUCUUGCUAGGUGUUCAUUACCGAGCACCCCAACACCUCCGCUCUCGUAUGUCUUACAGUCAGCAUAUGUCAGCGGAUGCACUGGGAAUAGUGACAGAAGAGUCUAUCGAAGAUGAUAUAUCUCCACAAGGCCUUGUUUUGGUCCCUCGAGGUGAUGAUGAUAAUAGUGUUGUUGCGGGGCCCCAUAUUAGAGGUAGCCGGUUGCGAGCAUCAUCUGCAACUGGGGAUGGGGAAGUGGAUCUUCUCCUUCCUGGGACAGCAAGACUCCAAAUCCAGCUAGGAGUGAAUAUGCCAGCGAGAGCAGAACAUAUACCCGGAAAAGAUGACACACAUAUAUUUCACCAGGUGUACGACGUUGUCCUCUAUUUGGGUAUCAUCGACAUAUUGCAAGAGUACAACAUAAGUAAGAAGAUUGAACAUGCAUAUAAAUCUAUCCAAUUUGAUUCAGUGUCCAUCUCUGUAGUAGACCCUACAUUUUAUUAUCAGCGCUUCCUAGAAUUCAUUCGAAAGGUUUUUCCACCAAAUUCCGUGGCAAGGUAGAAGACUUGAUUGAUCGUUCCUCCUGGCUUCUACUGCCCCCAUCAACUGCACCCUGAAGGUCAACAUUUCAACUGCCUUUUUGUUUUUUGUUUGAAUUUCCAUAUUUGGUUAACGAAGUGGUGGGAAAUUGUGCUUGUGUGUAUUGUUGUUAACAAAACUGAUUUACUCCUUCUUUAAUUCAUGUCGCAACUUUCCUCGUCUUCA